This is a messenger RNA of Nematolebias whitei (Rio pearlfish), 1183 nucleotides long. RefSeq names its product snRNA-activating protein complex subunit 1. The transcript has a single exon. Bases 7 to 1173 code for a protein of 388 amino acids. Gene Ontology annotation, molecular function: sequence-specific DNA binding. The record is from RefSeq and is a predicted model, not a curated record. Lineage: Eukaryota; Metazoa; Chordata; Actinopteri; Cyprinodontiformes; Rivulidae. Gene Ontology annotation, biological process: snRNA transcription by RNA polymerase III; snRNA transcription by RNA polymerase II. Gene Ontology annotation, cellular component: snRNA-activating protein complex.
CUCACCAUGCCUAAAGGUCCGUCGGUUUACUCUGGGUCCUUCUACGGUCCUCUGACCGAGGACGUGGAGGAGCUGCUGGCCCGGUUCCAGCAGACGGAGUCGGUCAGGUUCCAGGAGUUCUCGUCCCUGUGGAGGGACAGGAGCUUCUCGGAGGUCUUCCUGGGUCUCAGCAGUGGAGACCUGAAGAGGUUCUCCAGGAUCUGCAUGUCCACCGCCGUCAGGUUCUUCCUCCCCCCCAACAGCUACCAGGUCCGGGUGGGGGGUCUGUACCUGAUGUUCGGUUUCUACCACACCCAGAGGACAUGUCCUCCUGUGCAGAUCCGGCUGGCUCUGAAGGACUGGGUCCACGUCCAGGACUUUCUCAGGAACUCUGUGAACGGGGAGCAUCAUGAUGUGCUCUACAUCUUCCAGAAGCUCCUGGCGGACAAGGCCUUCCACUUCACGGCCAUGCCUCAAGUUCUGACCUUCCAGAAGAAGCGGGGACACCAGACUGAGGAGGUCUACCUGAGCAGAGACCAGGGGGUCCAGGACCUCAUAUCCUCGAACCUCCUGGACGAGCUGAGCAGCGUCCAGGACCACUACGAGAAGCUGAAGGUCACCGUGGGCUGCAGUGUCUCCAUGGCCCACCGGGACUUCAGCUCCCGCCUGAUGGACUGCAUGUCCCAGGAGACAACCGUCCCCUCAGAGACCAGCGAGGACAAGAAGGCUGGAGCUGGAGACGAGAAGGACGAAGAGUCCAGCAGCAGAGCCAGGCUCCUGUCCUCCAUCAAGCAGAGGAGCUACGGUAACUUCCAGGAGGCCUCCAGGUCCAGGAGAUAUCGUAAACUGGAGGUGGUGGACUUGUCCUCCUUGGACGUCCAGCAGGUCCAGGAAGUUGGACCUUCACAGAGGAAGAGGCCCGUCUCUCUGAGGGCUCGGACCCAGAAGACCCUGGUGGUGACGGAGGAGAGGAGCUCCGUCCAGCGCUGGCUCCUGAGCACUCCUGAGGGGACAGAAGGAGUCCCGCUGAAGAGGACGAACCCACCUGAGGGACAGUCCCAAGACCCGAGGGACAGUCCAAGACCCGAGGGACAGUCCAAGACCCGAGGGACAGUCCAAGACCUGAGGGACAGUCCAGGACCUGAGGGACCAGGAGGACAUCCCUCUUUAAUUUUUUGCUUUAAAAACAUUUAACCGGAUUUCA